Messenger RNA from Macadamia integrifolia, 1923 nucleotides. Its product is annotated as somatic embryogenesis receptor kinase 1-like. Gene Ontology annotation, biological process: protein phosphorylation. Bases 353 to 1768 code for a protein of 471 amino acids. The transcript is spliced from 10 exons. The record is from RefSeq and is a predicted model, not a curated record. NCBI's taxonomy places the organism in Eukaryota, Viridiplantae, Streptophyta, Magnoliopsida, Proteales, Proteaceae. Gene Ontology annotation, molecular function: protein kinase activity; ATP binding.
CAGAGUUGGGACCCAACCCUUGUUAAUCCCUGCACAUGGUUUCAUGUUACGUGCAACAAUGAUAACAGCAUUAUCAGAGUUGACCUAGGGAAUGCAGGAUUGUCUGGUCGACUUGUCCCACGACUUGGCCAACUUAAAAAUCUGCAGUACUUUUUGUUUAUGACAGGGAAUUUUUUGGUAAUAACAUCAGUGGAAUUAUUCCCAUUGACCUUGGGAAUCUGAAAAAUUUGGUGAGCUUGGAUCUUUAUUUGAACAGCUUCUCUGGUUCCAUUCCUGACAGCUUAGGGAAGCUGACAAAGCUGCGGUUUCUGAUAGCCGGCUUAACAACAACAGCUUGACGGGUGAAAUUCCAAUGUCUUUGACUAAUUUAAAUGCCCUGCAAGUUCUGGAUCUAUCUAAUAACCUCCUAUCAGGAGUUGUAUCAGACAAUGGCUCAUUUUCAUUGUUCACUCCCAUUAGUUUUCUCAAUAACCUGGAUUUGUGUGGCCCGGUUACUGGGCAUCCUUGCCCAGGAUCUACUCCGUUUUUUCCACCACUUCCUCAUCCUCCUUCUCCACCCUCUGUCCCGUCUCCAGAAGGAAAUGGUGCCACUGGAGCAACAGCUGAUUUAGUGGCUUCUGGUGCUGGUUUAUUGUUUGCUGCUCCAGCUAUUGGGUUUGCAUGGUGGCGUCGAUGUCGACGUCGAUGGAAAACUAAACAACAUUUCAUUGAUGUUCCUGCUGAGGAUCCAGAAUUUCAUCUCGGCCAGCUGAAAAGAUUUUCUCUGCAAGAACUAGAAGUUGCCACCGACAACUUUGGCAACAAAAACAUUCUGGGUAAAGGAGGAUUUGGUAAGGUUUACAAAGGACGCCUAGCAGAUGGUUCAUCAGUUGCUGUAAAAAGACAAAAAAAAGAGCGGACACCAGGUGGAGAGCUGCAGUUUCAGACAGAGUUAGAGAUGAUCAGCAUGGCUGUGCACCGGAAUUUGCUUCGGCUGCGAGGUUUUUGCAUGACGCCAACGGAACGCUUGCUUGUUUAUCCCUUUAUGGCUAAUGGAAGUGUGGCUUCACAUUUGGGAGAGCGUCCACCAGGAGAACCACCUCUUAAUUGGACUACACGAAAACGGACUGCUUUGGGAUCAGCUAGAGGGCUUUCUUAUUUACAUGAUCAUUGUGACCCAAAGAUCAUCCACCGUGAUGUAAAAGCUGCAAAUAUUUUGUUGGAUGAGAAGUUUGAGGCUGUUGUUGGAGAUUUUGGGUUGGCUAAACAUAUGGACUACAAAGAUACUCAUGUAACUACUGCUUUACGUGGCACAAUUGGACAUAUAGCCCCAGAAUAUUUUUCCACUGGGAAAUCUUCAGAGAAAACAGAUGUUUUUGGGUAUGGGAUCAUGCUUCUUGAGUUUAUAACUGGACAGAGGGCAUUUGAUCUCGCUCGGCGUAGAAAUAAGGAUGACAUCAUGUUGCUGGAUUGGGUAAAAGGACUUCUCAAAGAGAAGAAGUUGGACAUGUUGGUCGAUCCUGAUCUCCAAAACAAUUAUGCUGAAGCAGAAGUAGAGCAGUUAAUCCAGGUUGCUUUGCUUUGUACACAAGGCUCUCCAAUGGACCGGCCUAAGAUGUCAGAGGUUGUGAGAAUGCUUGAAGGUGAUGGGUUGGCAGAGAGGUGGGAAGAGUGGCAGAAGGUGGAGGUGGUCGGCCAGGAGGUUGAGCUUGCCCCACAUUGGAAUUCCUUAUGGAUUGUCAGCUCUACUGACAAUCAGCAUGCUGUUGAAUUAUCUGGUCCAAGAUGACCUUGUAAUGGCUUAGAAAAAAUAAAAAAACAAUCCUUUUCCCACUCCAUAUAUAUUUUUGGUUAUGCUUUGUGUAAACAUGGUUGGUUUGACCGAUAUUGUAACCAUACCGAAUUUGUCCUCCUUGUUACAUGCAAAGGGUCUUUUUACUGUUC